Messenger RNA from Aspergillus oryzae RIB40, 489 nucleotides. RefSeq names its product fungal specific transcription factor domain-containing protein. The transcript has 2 exons. Gene Ontology annotation, biological process: positive regulation of transcription by RNA polymerase II; DNA-templated transcription. NCBI's taxonomy places the organism in Eukaryota, Fungi, Ascomycota, Eurotiomycetes, Eurotiales, Aspergillaceae. Gene Ontology annotation, molecular function: DNA-binding transcription factor activity, RNA polymerase II-specific; zinc ion binding; sequence-specific DNA binding. The record is from RefSeq and is a predicted model, not a curated record. Bases 1 to 489 code for a protein of 162 amino acids.
AUGCCUUUCUUCAGCGAGACAAAUUUCUGGACCUCCGUGGAUACUGUUUACCAGGCUGGAGGUCGCUUUGCCAAGCCUAGUGACCAUUGGUUUCUUCGUUUGGUGCUAGCAAUAGCUUCUGCAUCUGUAUCUCACCAAAGCGGGGAUAGUAGCCAUCAGAGAGCUUUAUCUUUGAUUUCGGGAGCUUUGCCGUUUGCCGAGGAUGUUCUCCGCCCUGGAUCUAUAGUGGGCAUUCAGGCCAUCCUACUGCUUGCCCAGUAUUCCCUCUUUGACCCUAAACAUUUUCGUGUGUGGUACCUCGUAGGAAUGGCCGCCAGGGCUUUGGUGGAUUUAGGCCUACACCAGGAUCCCCCUUCGGAGGUUCAGUCGGCCGAUGAACAGUUGGAUAUGCGCCGGCGUGUGUUCCACUGCGUGUACUGCAUGGACAGAUGGCUUGUCCUUGGAGUCGGCGUGGGUACUGUGCUCAAGAGCUCGGGAUUGGUUCGAUAA